Molecule: messenger RNA, 1272 nt
Organism: Penicillium verhagenii
Lineage: Eukaryota; Fungi; Ascomycota; Eurotiomycetes; Eurotiales; Aspergillaceae
Product: MFS transporter
Exons: 3
Coding region: 1-1272 (423 amino acids)
Biological process (GO): transmembrane transport
Molecular function (GO): transmembrane transporter activity
Source: RefSeq, a predicted model, not a curated record
AUGUAUACGUCGGCCAUUGAUGGAAUCCAGCAGACAUUCGACAUGUCAUCCGACAUCGUGGUGCUUUUAGGUUUGACUACAAACCUUUUCGGUCUUGCCAUCGGCUGUGUGAUACUGUCUUCGUUGUCGGAGAUAUAUGGUCGUCGGACGGUGUAUCUUGUCUCUAUCACCUUAUUCGCUCUGCUGAUUCUCCCCGUGGCUCUUGCUGAAAAUAUCGAAGCCGUGCUUAUCAGCAGAUUCUUUGGUGGGUUUUUUGGCGGUGCUUGGAUUGCAAGUGCCCCUGGAAGUGUCACUGAUGUUACCGAUGAUAAGUAUCGUGCCUUGGCUUUGAGUUGCUGGAGUCUUGGGGCAAUGAAUGGGCCUGUUCUUGGUCCAAUCAUUGGUGGUUUUGUUUACCAAUACCUUGGCUGGCGCUGGACAAAUUGGCUCGUCUUGAUUUUGUCUGGGAUAUCGUUUGUUUUGAUGUUUCUCGUGAAAGAAACUUACACUCCGGCUCUUCUUCGACAGAGAACGAAACGAAGGCAGCAGGAAACGGGUAAUUAUAAAUGGUGGUGUCGCUAUGAUCACAAAGAAGCGGGUUUUCAAAUAUUGAAAACAAACAUGAUUCGGCCAUUGCGGAUGGCCGUUCUUGAGCCGAUAUGUGUCUUUUGGAAUCUGUACGUCGGGUUAGCCUACGCAGUCCUCUUCCUAUGCUUCGUAGCAUACCCAGUCGUCUUCCAAGACCUCCGAGGUUGGUCCCCAGGUCUCGCCGGCCUAAGCUACUGCGGAAUCGGAACCGGAACCGCGAUCGCAGUUUCUCUCGAACCCCUGAUCAGAAAAAUAAUCACGAUGCACCCCAAAGACGCAAUUACUAGUCGUCCAGCUCCUGAAGCUGCGGUAUUUGCCGUGUGUGUGGGUAGUAUUUUGAUCCCGGUCGGCGAGCUCUGGUUUGCAUGGACAGCCCGACCACCUGUUCACUGGAUUUGGUCAAUUCUCGCAGGGAUUCCCUUUGGACUGGGGAAUGGGCUUGUGUUCAUCUAUUCGGUGAAUUAUCUGGCAGGGAGUUAUACUGUUUAUGCGGCUUCGGCGAUUGCGGGGAAUUCAAUUGUGAGGUAUGGCCUUGCGGGACUCCUGCCUCUUGCGGGGGAUAGGAUGUAUCGUGUUAUGGGAGCGCAGUGGGCUGGGACUAUGCUGGCUCUCAUUGAGGUUGUUUUGAUACCAAUUCCUUUCAUUUUCUACAGAUACGGGCAUCGCAUUCGAAUGCGGAGCCCUAUGAUUGUCAAAGGCACAUGA